Aspergillus oryzae RIB40 is the source of this 1680-nucleotide messenger RNA. RefSeq lists its product as uncharacterized. Bases 1 to 1680 code for a protein of 559 amino acids. Lineage: Eukaryota; Fungi; Ascomycota; Eurotiomycetes; Eurotiales; Aspergillaceae. Gene Ontology annotation, molecular function: flavin adenine dinucleotide binding; oxidoreductase activity, acting on the CH-CH group of donors. The transcript has 5 exons. The record is from RefSeq and is a predicted model, not a curated record.
AUGUCGGCCCUGGAGGAUCUCAGCAUAGACGAUGCUCAGCGGCGUGUACCAUCGCGCACAACAACUGGAGAUAUUGUCUUAGCUUCGAAGGCCUCGAAUAUUGUGCAACAUAACCCGGAUCAAGCGUAUGCAGGGCCAGCGAAACGUGGACUAUACAGGCCUUCGCUUGCAGACAUCGGCAAACGACUCCCCAGUACGGAGAAUAUCAGGGCUUUGGAAAAUGUUCAUCUUGACGUAGGAAGCCUACCAAGCCAAUCGUUGCACCUUGCAGGAAGCUCACCUGCAAGCUUCCCAUUGUUUGAAACCAAUCUGCCGACACCACAUAAUCACUUAUCUCGUUAUGCGACGGAGUUUGCCGAAGUUAAAGUCCUCGGCCGUGGAUCAUUUGGAGAGGUGUAUCAUGUGAAAAACCAUAUCGACGGACAGCCAUAUGCGAACCCAUACUACACCGACCUCCACCACAAUCUUCGCGCCUAUGUCCGCAACUACGUAGAAUCAUCAAUCGCACCCUACGCCCAAGAAUGGGAAGCCGCAGGCCAAGUCCCCGAACCCGUCCGCCGGCGCCAUUGUGAACUAGGAUUCGGAAUCAUUCAUCCCCUGACGACGAUCGAAGAUGCCGCCGGACUGUUCCUGCCCAAUAACAUCCCGCGCGAGAAGUGGGAUACGUGGUGUUCGCUCAUUGUUGCUGAUGAGCUUAUCCGAACCGGAUACGUGGGUGUGAUUUGGGGACUGGGAGGAGGGAAUAAUAUUGGGUGUCCGCCGAUUGCACGGUUUGGAACAAAGGAGCAGAGGCAGAGGUGGCUUCCGAAGGUUGCUAAGGGGGAUAUUCGGUGUUGUUUGGGGAUUACGGAGCCUGAUGCGGGAUCGGAUGUUGCUAAUAUCUCGACGACGGCGAGGCGCGAAGGUGAUGUCUAUGUUGUCAACGGGGCGAAGAAAUGGAUUACCAAUGGUAUUUGGGCUGAUUAUUGUACUGCUGCGGUGAGGACUGGAGGGCCUGGAAAGGGUGGUAUUAGCUUACUUGUGAUUCCUCUGGCGGCUCCCGGGGUGACGCGAAGAAGGAUGUAUAACUCUGGUGUUCACGCAAGCGGAUCCACAUUCAUCGAACUAGACGAUGUCCGGGUCCCGGUAGACCACCUCAUAGGAGAGGAAAACAAGGGCUUUCCUCUGAUCAUGUCAAAUUUCAACCCCGAGCGUCUCAGCCUCGCCUGUGCAUCAUUACGUCUAGCUCGCGUGUGUGCCGAAGAUGCCUUUCAUUACGCGACACAGCGAGAGACAUUCGGCGCCCCGUUAAUAACAAGACAGGCCAUACAGUCAAAGAUAUUCAAGUUCGGGCUCAUGAUCGAACCCGCAUACGCAUUCAUGGAACAGCUUGUUAAUAUCAUCGAGCUUACCAAGGACAGACCCACCGACGAUGUCCGAAUUGGGGGUAUGACUGCGUUGCUCAAAGUAAUGUCUACCAGGGCCCUGGAGAAGAGCGUUAGAGAGGCUCAGCAGAUCCUUGGCGGUGCCGGGUAUAACAAGGCUGGAAAGGGAGCACGAAUUGAGCAGAUUAGUCGUGAUGCCAGGGUCCAUGUUGUGGGAGGUGGAAGCGAGGAGAUCAUGAUGGGUCUUGCGCUGCAGGAGGAGACUAAAGCGCUUCGUACGAGGCGGAAGGCUUUGGAGAAGAAGGCGAGGCUUUAG